Molecule: messenger RNA, 1458 nt
Organism: Penicillium argentinense
Lineage: Eukaryota; Fungi; Ascomycota; Eurotiomycetes; Eurotiales; Aspergillaceae
Product: putative beta-ketoacyl synthase (Cem1)
Exons: 8
Coding region: 1-1458 (485 amino acids)
Biological process (GO): fatty acid biosynthetic process
Molecular function (GO): 3-oxoacyl-[acyl-carrier-protein] synthase activity
Source: RefSeq, a predicted model, not a curated record
AUGCGUCGCGUUGUCGUGACGGGUUUGGGCGCGGUCACGCCACUGGGCGUUGGUAUGUCUUCCUAUGCUGCUCUCCUCUACCUAGACACAGCUUCACCACCAACCCCAUCGCGUCGCGACAUCUCCCUUCUCUCCAUGGAUCAUUGUCCGAGGGCCCCCGAUAGAACUAUUGCGCCCGCGCGACCGGAGCACGCACCGCAACCCCAGACUGCGGGCUGGGCUGGUCUUCGUCGGACAUGGAAGCGUUUACUCGACGGUCACUGUGGAAUCGUGAAUGUUAAUCAUCGUGAUGCCCGCUUCAAGGAGGUGCCUUGUCAGAUUGCCGCUGUUGUGCCGCAGGGAAGUCGCAAAGAUGGUGGCUGGACAGCAUCGGAGUGGUUGAGUCGUGGGGAUGAGCGCAAAAUGGCUAUGUUUGCACAGUAUGCCAUGGCGGCUACAGAGGAGGCUUUGGAAGAUGCGGGGUGGAAGCCCGAGCCUUUUGAGCAGAGGGAAGCGACGGGUGUCUGUCUCGGCUCUGGUAUUGGAAACUUCGAUGAGAUUUAUGACACUGUGGUCGCAUACGAUAAAGGGGGCUAUAAGAAAGUCAACCCACUUUUCGUACCCAAACUGUUGAUCAACCUUGGCGCGGGCCAUAUCUCCAUGAAGUAUGGAUUCAUGGGUCCAAACCAUGCCGCCACAACAGCUUGCACAACUGGCGCCCACUCUGUCGGCGAUGCAGCCCGCUUCAUUGCCUGCGGCGAUGCCGACGUAAUGGUCGCCGGCGGCGCCGAGUCCUGUAUACAUCCAUUAGCCAUUGGUGGCUUUGCCCGGGCUCGAAGUCUGGCCACCGACUUCAACGAUAAUCCCGCAAAGGCUUCCAGGCCAUUCGAUGCAGACCGUAAAGGCUUCGUCGUUGGUGAAGGUGCAGCAGUCCUCGUCCUCGAAGAACUUGAGCAUGCCCGCUCUCGAGGCGCCCAUAUCUACGCCGAAAUCAAGGGCUAUGGCUGUUCUAGUGACUCGCAUCACAUGACUGCACCCAAGGAGAACGGCGAAGGCGCCUUCAUGGCCAUGAAAAAGGCUCUCAAGCAAGCACAGAUCACGCCCGCGUCGGUGGACUAUGUCAAUGCGCACGCGACCUCCACGAUUGUCGGCGAUGCUGCGGAAAAUGCAGCCAUCAAGUCACUUCUUCUUGGGCCUGACGGUAAGAAGGAGGCGCAAGAUGUCAAUAUCAGCAGUACCAAGGGUGCUGUGGGACAUCUUCUUGGUGGUGCGGGUGCUAUUGAAGCUGCUUUUAGUGUUCUUGCUAUUCAAGAUAAUGUUAUGCCACCGACUAUUAAUUUGAAUCGUUUGGCGGAUGGCUUCGACUGCAACUAUGCCGCGAAUGAGGCGCAAUCCAGAAAGAUCGAUGUUGUUUUGACGAAUAGUUUUGGCUUUGGCGGGACGAAUAGUAGCUUGUGCUUUGCUCGGCAUGAGAAAUAG